UUUGUAAAUCCUCUUUACCUCGCUUGGCAGGUUGCUUCAGGCCUCGACACAUCAGCAUCGUUUACUUUGACACCGUAUGCCACAGAUCAAGUACUACUCAAGCAGGAAGAGCAAUUGUGGGCCAGUCUUUUUGCUCCCUCGGAACGUGCAGUGGUAGAAUCGGCCAAGGGCUUCACAGCUCAGUUGCGGGAGAUGAGUCAGCAAGUGGAAGCGACCGCAGAUGAGGCAAUGAUGGAGUUGCAUUCCAUGGACCUCGAGGACAAAGCGCAAGAAAACAUUGACAACAUCAAUGCCGUAUCACUUGAGGAAGUAAGUUCUAAGAGUAACUUUCUAAAAUAG
Hydatigera taeniaeformis is the source of this 339-nucleotide messenger RNA. The record is from the annotation of a GenBank genome assembly. Lineage: Eukaryota; Metazoa; Platyhelminthes; Cestoda; Cyclophyllidea; Taeniidae.